AUUAUCAACCCAAAGGGAAAAAACCCAAAAGAGCUAAUCGACACAGAAGAAGAAAGAGGCUUCAUCAUCGAAAAAAAGAGGCUUUAUAUAAAGAGAGAAAACGCUUGCUUGCUGUUGAUUCAGAGAAACAAGCCUUUUCUUCUCUCUCUCUCUCUCUCUCUCUGUAUUUCAAUGGCCGUUGAAGCUCGGCACCUCAGUCCCUUCCCCUCUCAACAACAACUCUUCUAUAACAACAGCGAAAUCAUGAACCCGGUUCAGGGUAACGUGUACGGUUCUCAGAUUGGUUACGGCGUGCCAGUGAUGACCGGCGGUUUGGCGUCGACGGAGGCGCUACUUCCGUCGUAUAAUAACUCCAUGAUGAACGACAUAAUGCUUCCGAAAACGACGCCGUGCGCGGCGGCGAUGCAGUCGGACAGCGGGCUCACAUACAACGUCCCCAUCAGUACUACUCUCCCAAGAAAGCGCUCCCGGGUCGACCCAAACCCGAAUCUGUUCACCUACCCGACUGCUCCGGCCAGCCAUCACUACAAGACAAACAACAGCAGCGACUCAUUCUCGUUUCUCGGCGAGGACAUCUCUCUGCAAAUCCAGCAGCAGCAGUUCGACAUCGACCGCCUCAUUUCGCAACACAUGGAGAAAGUGAGGGUGGAGGUAGAAGAGAGGCGAAAGAGGCAAGCGAGGAGGAUAAUGGAGUCGAUAGAAAUGGGGAUGAUGAAGCGGCUGAGAGCGAAACAAGUGGAGAUCGAGAAAAUCGGGAAGAUGAAUUGGGCUCUGGAGGAGAAGGUGAAAUCUCUUUGCAUAGAGAAUCAAAUAUGGCGCGAUUUGGCGCAGACCAACGAGGCCACCGCCAAUGCUCUCCGGACCAAUCUCGAACAAGUCCUGGCCCAGAUCAAAGAGGGGCCCAAUCACCACCACCAAAUCAACAACGACAACAACCAAAACGACGCCGCCGCGGACGACGCGCAGUCGUGCUGCGGGAGCAGCGGGAACGACAACGACGAGGUGGCGGGGUGGCGGGCGGUGGGAGAGGAAAGCGGGUCGGGUACAAGUAGUAGGAGUAGGUGGUGCAGGAAUUGCGGGAAGGAGGAAUCAUGUGUGUUGCUGUUGCCGUGUAGGCACCUGUGCUUGUGUACGGUCUGUGGGUCAUCCCUCCACACUUGCCCAGUCUGUAAAUCCAACAAGAACGCUAGUGUCCAUGUUAACAUGUCUUAGAUCAACAAAAGAGAAACCAGAGAAGAGAAGAAAAAAAAAGAUAAAUUUUCCCUCAACUAAAUUUUAGAAUCUUUAGACAAUUUUCUUUUUCUUUUUUUCCCUUUUGAAUCUUUCUUGUGAGUAAACUUUGUCUGUAUUUUUGCGACAUUUUACUGUUCCGGUCAUCUUUUCUGAUCAUGGUACCUCAAAUGCCUUGCGUUGAAGGCAAACUUUACUACACUUGGAAGUUACAUGUCA
This is a messenger RNA of Argentina anserina (silverweed cinquefoil), 1449 nucleotides long. Its product is annotated as probable BOI-related E3 ubiquitin-protein ligase 3. The record is from RefSeq and is a predicted model, not a curated record. NCBI's taxonomy places the organism in Eukaryota, Viridiplantae, Streptophyta, Magnoliopsida, Rosales, Rosaceae. Gene Ontology annotation, molecular function: ubiquitin-protein transferase activity. Gene Ontology annotation, biological process: regulation of programmed cell death. Bases 172 to 1212 code for a protein of 346 amino acids. The transcript is spliced from 3 exons.